CCUAGUCAUUGACUUGCAAGUGCCUCUGACCUGCGCCGUUCUGCCAUGGUCUCGAGCGCCUGCCGAUGUCUCUGCAACAGUGACUGGCUGGCGGAGGAGUCCGCCGAUCUGGACUUCGACUCGCUGGGCGGAGCGCCGAUGCAGGCGGCGCGCUUCUCCGAUUUGUUGGCCUAUUCCACCGACAUGGGCCAGUCCUUGCGAGGCCGCCCCUUGCGCUCGGGCAACGUGUACUUCCUCCGUUCCGAGCAGCAGGCCGAGAAGGUCCAGGUGAAUUUGUAUGUGAAUGGCUUGGCCAUCACGCACCAUGGAAAGGAGGUGAGGGCCUGCUUCUCCCCCUUCACACUGGUGCGCAACUGCAAAUUCCUGGAUGCCGCGGCCUGCACCCAGUUAGUCUCCCUGAAGAUUUUCAAGAUCUUCUUCUUUGUGAAGAACCUCUGCUACUUCUUCGGCGUUUCGGGUGAGGACACGGAGACGGAGCGCCAGGCCUGGGUGGAAGACGUGGCUCGGGCCGUGCACCUGGUCACCCAGUCCUUAUUCCCGCCCUUCAGCAUCUCCUGCGAGCCCAUUUGUGCGGCUGCCGUGACGGCCCGGCGCUUGAUGGCGGGCUACGUGAUCUACCAUUCGGGGGACGAUGUCGCUACAGUCCUGUAUGGUGAGCUCUCCGCGCACGCGCGAGGGAGCGACCUCGCACGUUUGGCCUUCUAUGAGAACGAGCAAUGCCAACGGUUGGCUAUGGAGAUUUGGCUCUCAGUGGCCAGCAGUUGCUUUGAGAAGGUGGGUGUCUCCUGCACUUGCUUCUGCAUCAAUGGCCAUGACUUCAGUGCGCGGACCAUCGCUGAACGGAAGUUGUGGCUGAGGGCCAUCUCCAACAUCAAGGUGAAACUGCAGAAUGCCGCUCCAGCGCCCUCAAGGGAGGAUCUGGCACACUACCGGGAGGCCAUUGAGGAGCAAGUCCGGUCGCUUGAGAAUAGCUUAGAGGGGCGUGGUCCGGCGGAUGCCUUACUACAACGAAUCCAGUGGGACAAGUCAGAUCUCUCCCGCGAACAACGCGAGAGCGACGAGUGGCCUGGAAACGAGUCAUGUGGUGCCGAUGAGGCGCCUCUGGCGAAGCCUCCACCGAGCCUGAUCCUCUCCGCCGCGCGGCCCUUGAGCUUCGCCACCAAGCCGGUACCCGACCUCCGGCCGACGGAGCGGAGCGUGGCGCGGGAUGUGUCCCGAACGGGGUGAGGAGGUCUCAAACGGUGUGAGCAGAUCGGUUGAGAGGUGGACAUGGUUGAGAGACAUGAUGGGAGCCUGUUGAUUUUUUUGGGGGGUCCUUCUGGGAUAAGCGUAUUAGGCUAUAGGGCUGUUCAACCUCUGUAGGUAGGUCGAAAGCAAUCAGCCUCAGCCCCUUUUUUGGGGGUCCUCACCGUAUGUGGUCUUCACCGUGGUAGAAUCUACGAGACACCGGGCUCUGAAGCUGAAGAGACCUGUUGGGAGGCCAAGUAUGGCCAAGCGAUCUCAACCUGGACCCUCCUGUCGGGGUGUCUUGGCUGGACUACCCCACACUACCGGCCUAGGCUUCCAGACAGGGCAUCCCACGGUGUCGGGUCCUGGUACAUACUUCAAGAUCUUUGACAAACUCGGUUGCACAACUUGUCUUCAGGUCUUCAGGGAUGCCAUGCGCCAGAUCGGUCCGCUAGGUGUCCAUCAGUUUUUUGGCUCGACCAAGAUGUCCAUAUCCCAAAUUUCGGGCCCUGGACCCUGCAACCGUUUGGAUCAAACGACUGCGACUUCAGACCUUUGGACCUAAAGGCAACGCAGGUGCAACCGUUUUGGGUCGCACCGGACAGGCACCGGACAUGGGUUCCACAAAACGAAGGUGAUUUGCACAUGGAGGGCACGAUGGAUCCUGGGAGAUCCUCCAGGUUUGCAUUGAGACG
This is a messenger RNA of Durusdinium trenchii, 1922 nucleotides long. The record is from the annotation of a GenBank genome assembly. Lineage: Eukaryota; Dinophyceae; Suessiales; Symbiodiniaceae.